UUACCGCUGGACCAUAGCCAUCUCGAGAAGGAGGUUCCGGCGGAGGCAAGAGAAAGCCAGAGAGAGACAAAGGAAAGGAGGACGGUAGAAAGCGAGGAGCGAAUAGGAGCGUGGGGACCGGCAAAAGGAAGGAGAGACACAGCGCUUUGUGAAGAACAGAAAGAGAGGAACAGGAGGAGGGAGGAGUAGAGAGGAAAAAAGAGGAGGGGGAACAGGAAACGCGAUCACUUUCAGCUGCAGCCGUUCGUGUCGCAGCAUGGGCAAUGCACCAUCCCAAGCCAACGCCGGGCCCUGUUUCCCUAAGCAAGAUCCCGAGCGUGGUGGCAGUCACAUGAUCUCGACAGAUGACUUGGAGUAUCCUCGUGAGUACCGGACACUGGGAAACAGUGCGCGGCGCUUCUCCAACGUGGGCCUGGUGCAUACAUCAGAACACCGCCACACUGUCACCGCUGCCCAGAGUCUGGAGGCCCUGACCAACCUGCACAAGGUGGACAUGGAGCGCAAGAGGGAUGCGUUCAUGGACCACUUGAAGAGCAAGUACCAACAGCAACAGCAGCAGCAGCUGCAGCAUCCACACCACAGUCCCCACCACAACCCACCAUCACCCUCGCCUUCCCACGCCAGCAUGAGGGGCACGUCAGAGCGGUCAGCACGAGAACAGCAACAACCCAACUACUGGAGCUUUAAGAGCCGCAGCCCAAAACAUUCCCAGUCUACCCAGUCUGGGCUUGCCGACCAGGCUGCCAAGCUUUCCUUUGCCUCCGCUGAAUCCUUGGAGACCAUGUCAGAAGCAGACAUUCCCCUUGGUUUCAACCGGAUGAAUCGAUUUCGCCAGAGCCUGCCGCUGUCCCGCUCUGCCAGCCAGAAUAAGCUACGAUCUCCAGAUGAAUUUGCAGGCGUGCUGUUCCUGCAGUUUGGAGAUGAGACACGGCGGGUGCACAUCACCCAUGAGCUGAGCAGCCUGGACACGCUGCAUGCUCUCAUCGUGCACAUGUUCCCUCAAAAGUUGACAGCAGGUAUGCUGAAGUCACCCAACACGGCCAUCUUGAUCAAGGAUGAGGCCCGUAACGUUUUCUAUGAGCUGGAGGAUGUCCGGGACAUUCAGGACCGCAGCAUCAUCAAGAUUUACCGAAAAGAACCCAUUUACGCUUCUUAUCCUGCUGCGGCACACCUGGCUAAUGGAGACCUGAGGAGGGAAAUGGUGUAUUCCUCCCGUGAAUCUUCCCCAACUCGCCGCCUCAACACCCUUCCUUCCUCAUCGGCCUCAGCGUCUUCUGGCUCUCCUUCCCGCUCUCGCCUCUCCUACAGCAGUGGCCGCCCUCCCUCCUUCUCUGGUUCCCACCCGCAGCAUGAGCAGCCUAGGCAUCCCCACCAUCCUUCAGCUGGCCAUGCUGCCAAUGCGGGCCUGUCUCCUUCAACCAGUGCCAUACUGGAGCGCCGCGAUGUCAAACCUGAUGAAGAAGUUUCUGCAAAAAACAAGGCGCUGAUGAAGAGCGAGGGGUUGUAUGCAGAUCCGUACAGCCUGAUGCACGAGGGCCGCCUCAGCAUUGCCUCAACUCAGUCAUUAGCUGCCAUUGGAGAUCCCUUCAGCUUCCCUGUUACAACCGGUCUGUAUCGCCGUGGUUCUGUACGCUCCCUCAGCACCUAUUCUGCUGCUGCUCUUCAAGGGGACCUGGAGGACUCCUUCUACAAGCCUGGAGGUUCUUUGUACUCUGACACUUACUCCUCUGCCACCCUAGGCAUGGGUUUUCGCAUGCCUCCCUCAUCCCCACAAAAAAUCCCCGAUAUGCAGUUGAGGGACAGGGACUCAUAUUCCAGCACACCCAGGGCCUCACCUGUCAGGCAGACUUUUCGCAAGGACUCUGCCUCCUCUGUGUUUGUAGAGAGCCCAAAGUCACGACCGAGCUCUGGUUCAGAUCCUCUGUGUCUCACAGCCGGACCUGGGGAGGGCAACAGGGCUGGUUUUGGUUCAUUAUCUGGACAAGACGCAGAAACAAGCAGGGAUCAUCGCCUGGAACGUAUGGAGGCCAUGGAAAAGCAGAUAGCCAGCCUAACUGGUUUGGUCCAGAGUGUGUUGACCAGAGCGCCAGACAGUGACAGCACAUGCGGCCUGCUGCGUCUCUGCAUGAUGGCUGGCUGCCCUCCAGACCAAGGGACGGAGUUUUCACGGCCAUUACCUUUCUCUUCCAGCGAGAAGACUGAAACCAACAGUGAUGGCUCCGCCACAGGAACUGGACGGCUGAAGCAGAAAGCUAAUACACCGUCGGCACCUCUGGCUCUGAUGCCACCACCCCCCUCUAACACAACCCCAGUGAACAGUGUCGGUCGCUUGCAGUUGAAGCUCCAUCUGCACGGUCUGCAGCAAAAUGCCACGGACCUGCGGAAACAGCUCUCUCAGCUACGCAAGAUGCAGUUAGAAAACCAGGAUUCAAUCAGAACCCUUCUCAGACGAACGGAGGCGGAACUGAAUGUGCGCGUGGCAGAUGCCGUGAGGAAGCAGGAAGAUCCUCUGCAGAGACAGCGCCUCCUUGUGGAGGAGGAAAGACUCAAGUACCUCAAUGAGGAGGAGCUCAUCAUCCAGCAGCUCCACGACCUGGAGAAGUCAGUGGAGGAGAUCCAGAAGGAGUCGUCUGUCAACCACAAGCUGGUGACGGUGCAAGAGCUGGAGGAGAAGGCCACUGUUCUGAGAAAGCUGGGAGAAACACUCACAGAGCUAAAAAAUCAGUUCCCAGGCCUGCAGAGUAAGAUGCGGGUGGUGCUGCGAGUGGAGGUGGAAGCUGUCAAAUUCCUUAAAGAAGAGCCACACAGACUUGACGCCCUGUUAAAACGCUGCAAGACAAUAACCGACACCCUCGCCACGUUGCGCAAACAAGCAAAUGAAGGGGUUUGGAAGAAGCAAGAUGACUUUUCUAAUCCUUCAUCAAAGCACAACGACGACUUGCGAAAGUUGUCAGACUUUGACAUUCCCACCAGCCCACUAACCAUAAAUGACCUUGGAGGAGGCAACAGUCUCUCUAACUGGAGCCCCCACUCCAGCCUCAGUCGUGGUCUUGGGAAUCCAUCCGGCCCUCAUAAGGACAAUCAUCCUCCUGUUCCCCACAAAGGAAAAGCACUUGAGGAGCUGGAGCGCCGUUCUGUAGCUGACAAAGCUUUGUCAAUGGAAGUGCGAUUGGCAGCAGAGCGGGACUGGGAGGAGAAGCGAGCCAGUCUUACCCAGUACAGUGCCCAGGACAUCAACCGGCUUCUGGAGGAGACCCAGGCUGAGCUCAUGAAGGCCAUUCCAGACCUGGACUUUGCUGCCAAACAGAUCAAGCCCUCCUCUAACGCACCUUCCACCCAGACAACACCCCAAAGUGGGGCAGCAACUCUAGAGCACCGCACCAACAAGCCUCAACACAAGCUCUCUGCAAAAGAGGGGGGUUCCAGGCGUGGUUCUGAUGAGCUGACAGUACCUCGGUAUCGCACAGAGAAGCCCUCUAAGUCUCCCCCACCUCCUCCACCUAGACGCAGUUUCCCCUCUUCCCCAGGACUCACCACACGUAGUGGAGAGAUGCUGGUUCCAGGAAAAAGCAUAAAGAAAUCUGAAUCUGAAGAGGCUGAACUUCAAAAGCCUCACAUAAAAUUGAGGAGGACUGUGUCCGAAAACCCCCGUCCAGCAUCCACACCUCCAACACUGGCCUCUGGAGAAAAAGGAGAAGAGGUGGAGAAAAUUGCUGCUGAACUGGAGCUGUUUGAGAGAGCCCCGCUCAGGGUAUCUCGACCCCCUUCCUUUUCCCUGCCUGUAAGCCCAUGCGGCAGGAAAAGCGAACCCCCCUCCAGACUGGACCUGUGGCCUCCAGAGGCCUCAGGUACAACUGAGGGAAGGUACUUGUCUCCUGUCCCCCACAUCGUGUUGACGGAGUGUUUACCGACUUCGCCCUCAACUCUAGAGGAUCCUGUCAGAGACUUAGCAAAUGACCAUAUAGAGGAGACGCCAACAGAAGACAGUACAGAUCAUGACAAGAUCCUCAAGACUUCUAUUUCAAGGGAAAGACAUUCAAAAGGAAGUGAAUCUCUUCCUCAGCAAGAGCUGUGCGUUUUAAAUAGAGAUUUCAAACAGGAAGUUGCCCUCCUUUUGACAGACCUGGAGAUGAGGGUGGUGUCUCCUGGUGAGGCCCAAGAACUCAUGACUACGGGGAAAAUUCUGCAAACUUUAACUAUCUCACCACAGACUCAAAAAGUCUCUGAAGCUGAGCUGAGGGAACGGCCUGUCCUUGUGCUCUUCUGGAAAGAAAAAACUGCUGCAGAAGCCUACAAACUACUACUCUCUCUCCUGGAAUGGCCCAAACCAGUUCCCAAACCUAGAAUAAAAUCCUCUCACCACCCAGUCCAGCAGAGCUUACUGAUGGAGGCUCUGAGGAAAGGGAUAGAGUCAGGGGAAAGCAGGCUUACUUUUAAGCACGCAACAGAAAUUAAGAUGCAACAGAGCACUCUGGAGUCCAAUGGCAGCUCAGUGAGCAACCUCACCAAUCAGAGGAGAGCAACACAAGAUGUCCGACUCAAUGCCUACAAGAGGCUGGACAGCUUAGAAGAAACUAUUAGAGAGCUGGAGAACACCUUAAUAGAGAUCAGUGGGCAUCCCACUGCUGAGCUGUUCUACACUGAAACAACCAGCAGAAGUACUCCUGCACAGAGAACUGGAGGUCUGACGUUGGAGACCAAGAAGCCACCAGUCCCACCAAAACCCACAUCAACUUUCAGCCCAGGAUCAAUCCAGGGAGGAAAUAAUUCCAGUGUUGGUAAGGUUGCACACUCUUCAGCUGCAUCUAAACUGAAGCAUCUGCAGCAGAACAGCACAGACAAAACUAAAAGUGGCAAGAAAGAGGAGUUAAUGAAGACCCAGGGCCAGCAGCAGCAGUGAGUGACCUGUCCAGCCUCCUUCUCCUCCUGUUCACCUGAUCACAGAGAUGCACACACCUAUCAGCCCUCUUUUCUUUACCAGCUCCUUUCACAUCUCCAGUUUUAAAAUGUGCUCCAAAUCCCACUCUGUGCAUUUGUAGAUGAGAGUGAGUAUGUAUGUGUGUGCAAGCAUGCUUGCACAGGCAUGUCUGAGUGUAAUGGUACAGGAAGGUACUGUAGGGAACUGUGCCCACAACCAAUUUUAAGGCUUUAAUUUUUCAUGAUUUCCCAUUUUGACCCCUGAAAACCUCAUUUCUUCGCG
Molecule: messenger RNA, 5200 nt
Organism: Melanotaenia boesemani (Boeseman's rainbowfish)
Lineage: Eukaryota; Metazoa; Chordata; Actinopteri; Atheriniformes; Melanotaeniidae
Gene: srcin1a
Product: SRC kinase signaling inhibitor 1
Exons: 23
Coding region: 257-4900 (1547 amino acids)
Biological process (GO): regulation of dendritic spine morphogenesis
Cellular component (GO): actin cytoskeleton; postsynaptic density; cytoplasm
Source: RefSeq, a predicted model, not a curated record